AUCCUAGUUUGAAUUUGUUUUAGAGUGACAAAAUUAAGAUGCAAAUCAUCUAUCUAUCCUCUCGAGUAUUUUUGUGAUAAUGAUUAAUGCGGGUCGAGUCACUUGAUUGAUAAGGUACUCUUUCAGUCUUAACAAGUAAAAGGGAGAGAAAGUGUUCGAUGCCAAGUGCGAACUUCGAACAGAAAAGAGAAAAAUAAAUUCUUUAUCGGUGAACGGAAAUAGUCGAUAGUGUUUUGUUACCUUUUGCUCACCUGCGAUUAUGGCAUUAAAAUGAUAAGGAGUCAGCUUAAUUACUACCAGUUAUGUUUGAAGAUAGAGACAGCCCGGUGAAAACAAAUGGCGUAAGUGAUGUUUUCAAGGAUAGUACAGAAUUAAAAGAUACUGUUUAUGAUUUUAUAAGAACUAUAAAAGAUCCAGAGAAACCCAAUACACUGGAAGAACUUAAUGUAGUGUAUGAGGAGGGAAUACAAGUUAGGCAACCCACUUCUGGAAAAAUUAAUGUAGUGAGGGUGGAGUUCAACCCCACUGUACCUCACUGUUCCUUAGCUACAUUGAUAGGUUUAUGUAUUCGGAUAAAAUUGGAACGUAAUAUGCCAUGUCCCAUCAAAUUAGAUAUAUUUAUUAAAGAUGGAGCACAUACGACUGAACAUGAAAUUAAUAAACAAAUUAAUGACAAGGAACGGAUAGCCGCUGCUAUGGAAAAUCCAAAUUUAAAGAAAAUGGUUGAAAAUUGUAUUUUAGAGGAAGACUGAUUACAUCCUGUGUAGGAUAACGAUUGGUUAAUUUAUGCUGAUUGUUUUAUUGUCUUAUAUAUUUUCUAUAAUAAAUUUUAUUUAAAUAUGUAAACCUA
Anoplophora glabripennis (Asian longhorned beetle) is the source of this 850-nucleotide messenger RNA. Its product is annotated as MIP18 family protein CG30152. The record is from RefSeq and is a predicted model, not a curated record. The coding region runs from base 303 to 752 and encodes 149 amino acids. The transcript has 5 exons. Lineage: Eukaryota; Metazoa; Arthropoda; Insecta; Coleoptera; Cerambycidae.